AUGGAUUCAUAUUUCGAAUCUAACAGACAAAUUUAUUCGGAUGUAUUUCACGCAUUUAAACCGCCAAAUAAAAUUUCGAAUCAUGUUAAAAGACCUAUGAAUGCUUUCAUGGUAUGGUCUAGAGGACAAAGAAAAAAAAUGGCUUUAGAAAAUCCCAAAAUGCACAAUUCUGAAAUUUCGAAAAAAUUGGGCAGUGAUUGGAAACAGUUGAAAGACGACGACAAAAAACCGUUUAUUGAUGAGGCAAAACGUUUAAGAGCCUUGCACAUGCGUAUUUAUCCAGAUUACAAAUAUAAACCAAAACGGAAA
Helobdella robusta is the source of this 309-nucleotide messenger RNA. RefSeq lists its product as hypothetical. Lineage: Eukaryota; Metazoa; Annelida; Clitellata; Rhynchobdellida; Glossiphoniidae. The annotation marks the transcript as partial. The transcript has a single exon. The record is from RefSeq and is a predicted model, not a curated record. Gene Ontology annotation, molecular function: RNA polymerase II cis-regulatory region sequence-specific DNA binding; DNA-binding transcription factor activity, RNA polymerase II-specific. Gene Ontology annotation, biological process: anatomical structure morphogenesis; regulation of DNA-templated transcription; cell differentiation.